AUGAAGUGCUCAACUAUCAUCCUCUUUGCUGUGAAUGCCCUCGGCCUGGUAUCAGCUGCGGCUGUCGCUGACCCCGAACCCGCAUCCAUCGUUAACCCUGACGAUCUUGUGAACAAUCUCGAGACUCGACGCUGCUUUCUUUCUGGCGAGAAGUUUGACGACAUGCCCAAGACUUACCAGAAGGUCAGGGAUCUCUGCGCGGGGCCCUUCAAGGGUACAUACAAGAAAAAUGAAGUCCGUACUUAUUGUCGUGCCGUCGGGAGAAUAUCCGUCAAGUAUACCAUUGGACUUCAAGGGCACAAUGCUGGUUCAACUCGCAAUAUGGACUUCAAUGAGUGUGUCAAUGGCCUUGACAAGGAGAUCAAGAACUGCGCCAAGGGAGGUGACACCACCUACGGAAACUGGCGCUACCGGGUUGACCCUAACAGUGGAUCUUGUUGA
Molecule: messenger RNA, 441 nt
Organism: Clonostachys byssicola
Lineage: Eukaryota; Fungi; Ascomycota; Sordariomycetes; Hypocreales; Bionectriaceae
Source: the annotation of a GenBank genome assembly